CUUCAAGUUUUCAACAAGGUUAGUGGUCUGGGGACGCUACAGUGUAUCCAUCUCGUGUCAAUUUCUUCCUGUUUACUUUUCUUCUCUUCAUAAUUUCCUAGAAUCUCUCUCUUUCUGCUCGUUCAAGACCGGGUUCCGUUGUAUCAUUACUAGCACAGAACGCCUGCUGCUGCCUACUGCCUGGACGUAUUGUCCGACAGUCCUAACGAGCAAUGGAGUGGCUUGGUCGUGCUAAGAUUAACUUCACGCAUUCUACAACUCCGCUGUCUUUGACAAGGAAAGAUGGGGCACCUACGGACUUGCUCUCUAUCUGUGAGGAAGCUACCCCGCCAUGCAAACUCAAUCCAUUGUUGUUCAAUGGCCAUGUACAGACAAUGUGGACCGCGGUCAAAAACGAUGGACCUCCAUUGUACUACAAGCGCAAGAUUUUUGAGAAUGAAGAUCCAGCAUUUGCAGGAUCAUUCGCUGUAGACUUCAUUUCUCGUCCCUCUCCGGAGAAGGAUACAUCACUUCCCAUUAGAACGACGUAUUUCAUAGAUGACGAAUUUAGUUCUAUCAGCUCUGAUGAUACCCGUCCAAUGUUGGUGGUUCUUCAUGGUCUUUCUGGAGGCUCAUAUGAAAUCUAUCUGAAGCAUGUUAUUGCUCCUCUCGUGGGAGCGGAGGGUGAAAAGCAAUGGGAAGCUUGCGUCAUCAAUUCCAGAGGUUGUGCUAUGCAUAAGAUCACAAGCAGUAUCCUCUUCAAUGCUCGUGCAACGUGGGACAUUCGACAAAUGAUUUUGUGGCUGAGGAAGACAUUUCCGAACAGACCAUUGUUUGGCAUUGGUUUCUCUCUAGGUGCCAAUAUCCUAACCAAUUACAUUGGGGAAGAAGGGGCUGCUUGCCAGCUUAAAGCUGCUGUUGUUUGCUCGAAUCCAUGGAACCUCGAUGUUAGUUCAGCUGCUCUGCAGCGGACCUGGCUAGGCAGGGAGGUGUAUCUUAAAACUAUGGGUGGUAACUUGAAGAAACUGAUCGAGCUUCAUCAUGAUCAAGUAGCCAAAAACCCAAAGCUGGACUUUGCCAAAAUUCGGGCCGUCAAAUAUCUCUACGAGUUUGAUCGGCAUGUUCAAUGUCCAACUUGGGGCUACCCGACAGAAGGAGCCUACUAUAGAGAUGCUUCGUCAACAGACUCAUUAUUUGCCAUUAGGAUACCUCUCUUCGUUAUCAAUGCCAAGGAUGAUCCAAUUGCGGUUGACGAAGGACUCCCGUACGAAGAAAUUAAACAAACUCCAUAUGCUGUAAUGUGUACAACUUCCUUGGGUGGCCAUCUCUCUUGGUUCGAGAUGAAUGGCCACAGAUGGCACGCCCGCCCGGCUUCAAAUUUCUUGAACAAGAUGGCUUUCGAAGUAGAUGUCACCGCUCCCGUUGACAUCUUUCAGAACGGAGUGACAAAACAUAGCCAAAGUGGUGCUGAGUACGAUUCGAUGCGACGAAAAUGGCAGAUGUAGACUGGUCACUUGAUAUAGAAUACUUGUAGACAUAGACUGUACAUAAAGAGAUAUCCUUCUGCUUCUAGCAAAAAGAGCCACUGAUAGAGCAAUCUAG
Messenger RNA from Mollisia scopiformis, 1581 nucleotides. Its product is annotated as AB-hydrolase YheT. Gene Ontology annotation, molecular function: monoacylglycerol lipase activity; acetylesterase activity. Bases 213 to 1484 code for a protein of 423 amino acids. The transcript is spliced from 6 exons. NCBI's taxonomy places the organism in Eukaryota, Fungi, Ascomycota, Leotiomycetes, Helotiales, Mollisiaceae. The record is from RefSeq and is a predicted model, not a curated record. Gene Ontology annotation, biological process: medium-chain fatty acid biosynthetic process; medium-chain fatty acid catabolic process.